UGUCAUUUUCCUAGUUCUAAUUGGCGACAAGUCUUGGCCUAUUUUUUGUGCGCUGGGGUUUUUUUUAUUGACCCCCCUAAUAAAUCGAACUUCGGGCUGGACAAAAGAUUUAUUUAUUUUGUGUACCAAAUUCCUUAAAACCAUCCUCACGCCUCGUUUCCCUUUUUUCCUAGACGGUGACUCCGCCGUGCCGUUAGUUAAGACCCCGAUGGCGUCGUCCUCUCGGGCCUUGAGCAGGCUCACUAGCCCAGCUAGUAGACAAUUAUCUGUGCACGCUGCCAGAUCUGCCAGAUUUACCACGACGUCAUACCCGCGACAACAGCUAACCUCCGUUGUCGCAAGAACACGAACGAGAGCUAUUGUUGCUCCUCGGCUUGCCAGGUCCUAUGCUGACGCAGCUCCUCAACCUACCAAGAAACCGCGCAGAAUCCGGAAUACCAUUAAAUGGACAUGGCGCUUUGUUUAUCUGUCUAUGCUGGGUGUUGUUGGUGCCGUCAUUUACGAUGGUUACUUGGACCGUCACCCCGAAGAACAGUUUGUUCCUGAUCCCCAGAAGAAGACGUUGGUAAUUCUUGGUACUGGUUGGGGCUCCGUUGCUUUACUCAAGAAGCUCGACACUGCCAACUACAACGUUAUUGUUAUCUCACCGCGCAACUACUUCCUCUUCACACCUCUACUGCCGUCAUGCACCACCGGAAACAUCGAGCACCGCUCCAUCAUGGAACCCGUGCGCCAGAUCCUCCGUCGCAAACAGGCUGCUGUCAAAUUCUACGAAGCUGAGGCUACCCAUAUCGAUGUUGAAAAGAAGGUUGUUAAGAUCACCGACAACAGCGAGAUCAAAGGAAAAGUCCACCAGACCGAAGUUCCCUACGACAUGCUUGUUAUCGGUGUUGGUGCCGAAAACGCUACUUUCGGUAUUCCCGGAGUCCGCGAGCACAGCUGCUUCCUAAAGGAGAUUAAAGAUGCGCAGGCUAUCCGUACCAAGAUCAUGGAUUGUGUCGAGACUGCUGCUUUCAAGGAUCAGGAGCCAGAGGAGAUCGAUCGUCUUCUUCAUAUGGUAGUUGUAGGUGGUGGCCCUACCGGUGUUGAGUUCGCCGGAGAGCUGAGGGACUUCUUCGAUGAGGAUAUCAAGAAGCUUAUUCCCGACAUCGCUCCCCGAUUCAAGGUGACUCUUAUCGAGGCUCUGCCCAACGUCCUACCCAUGUUCAGUAAACAGCUCAUCGACUACACCGAGAGCACUUUUAAGGAGGAGGACAUCAAGAUCAUGACUAAGACUAUGGUUAAGAGGGUGACUGAUAAGACGGUCGAAGCUGAAGUUUCUAGUCCCGAUGGCAAGAAGUCAAUUGUUACGAUCCCCUACGGAUUACUGGUUUGGGCCACAGGUAACACUUUGCGCCCCUUGGUUAAAGACCUCUUGUCGCAGAUUCCUGCUCAGAAGGACUCGAGGCGCGGUCUCGCUGUUAACGAGUACCUCGUGGUCCAAGGAGCGAGAGAUAUCUGGGCCGUUGGCGACUGCGCCGUCGCAGGAUACGCACCAACUGCCCAAGUCGCUUCCCAAGAGGGUGCUUUCCUUGCCAAGCUGUUCAACAACAUGGCCAAGACCGAGUCUCUGGAACAGAAAGUCCGCGAUCUUAGCUCCGAGUUAAACCUCAAGCCUGGCGACACGGCGGCCGUAACGCAAGAAAUCGAGUCCCUCGAGAAGCAGCUACGUCGUAUCAAGGAUGUCAAACCCUUCCACUACUCGCACCAGGGCAGUUUGGCCUACAUCGGUAGCGAAAAGGCCGUCGCUGAUGUCGCGUGGCUGAACGGCAACGUUGCCAGCGGUGGAAAGCUCACCUAUCUCUUCUGGAGGAGCGCUUAUUUGAGCAUGUGCUUCAGCACGCGCAACCGCGCUCUCGUCGCUCUUGAUUGGGUCAAGGCCAAGAUCUACGGACGAGAUGUCUCCCGAGAGUAGACGGAUUUUAGUUGAUGAUACCUAAUCUCAUUGUGAACUACUCUCCCAACCUCGUUCUGAGCCCCUCCCCCCACCCCCCCUUUUUUUGGAUUGGAGAUGGCGAGAUCCA
Daldinia vernicosa is the source of this 2063-nucleotide messenger RNA. RefSeq names its product FAD/NAD(P)-binding domain-containing protein. The transcript has 3 exons. The record is from RefSeq and is a predicted model, not a curated record. Lineage: Eukaryota; Fungi; Ascomycota; Sordariomycetes; Xylariales; Hypoxylaceae. Bases 209 to 1954 code for a protein of 581 amino acids. Gene Ontology annotation, molecular function: NADH dehydrogenase activity.